AUGUACAUAAUCACGGCCGCCACCAUGGCUUCCACCUCCGCCGGCGGCGUCGGCGCGCCCGCCGUGCUCGCGCCGCUAUUCCUAGUCGCCUCUGACGGCCACCUGCGGCCCAGCCAGGCCGUCGGGAUAGCCCAGGUGGUGCCUAUUGCCGCGGCGGUCGUAAACAUCCUGGUUUUCGCAAACCAGUACCUGCUGGACUGGAAUCUCGCUAUCCUGACGGCCGCGCCCCUCGCGGCCGGCAUCACCCUGGGCGGCCUCGCGAACAAGCUCGCGCCGCCGCUGGUUGUGCACGCCCUCGCGCUGGCCGUGCUGCUGGUGGCGAGCGCCAGCCUCCUCUCCAAAACGCUGAGCAUGGUGGAGGAGCGGCGGCGCGCGCGGCGCGCGGCGGCGGCGGCGGCAGCAGCGGCGAGCGCAGAGGCGGCGACUGCGGCGGUCGGCGGGAAAGGUGUGGCGGGCAGCAGCAGCAGCAGCAAAGGCAGCGGUGGCGGGGAAUCGGAGGACGACGCCGUUUUGUUGGUGGCCGACAGCGGUGUCGCGGCGCCCGACAAGGCGGUGGGCCUCAGCGUCGGCGUGCUGACUGGGCGGCACCCGCUGCACGCGGCGCUGCUGGCGGCGCUGCUGGCGGCGAUGGCGCUGCCGGGGGUGACCAAGGCGGCGGGGCCCUGCGGGACAUGGCAGUGGUGGCUGGCAUUCCUCAGCGGCGUGCCCGCCCUGCUGGCGAUCGCGCUCGGCCUCGGCUUCCUGGUCUGGCGCUCCCAGCGCGCCCUCGACGCCGGCGCCGCGGCGGGCGCCCCGCUCUCCGGCCCCGCCGCCGACGCCGCGCGGCAGGUCCGGUGGCGCCCCCGCAUGCUCGCCGCCUUGCCCGCGGCGGCGCUGCUGAUUGGCAGCAUCCAGGGUUUCAGCGGGUCAGGGUCGGGCCCGCUGGUCGCGCGGCUGUUUUUGCUCUUCGACGUCGAUCCGAUGACGAUGGCCGCGUCCGCCCAGAUGGUGAUCCUUCCUAUUGGAGUGUCCGGCAUGGUCGUGUUCACUGUCCUGGGGGAGCUGCACUGGGGGCUGGCGGGGGCGCUGAUGGGCGUCUCGACGCUGUGCACGAUCGCGGGCCACGUGUUCGUCGGCCGCUGGGUGAUCAAAAACAACAAGGUUGUGUUCGUCAUGGUCCUCGUGUGCACGCUGUGCGUGCUGACGACGCUCGCGAUCGGGCAGCAGGUCGUGCGGGAGGCGGUGGGCGCCGCGCGGGGUGGGGCGGUCGGCGGCGGCGGCCUGUGCGGGGGCUGA
Messenger RNA from Monoraphidium neglectum, 1275 nucleotides. RefSeq lists its product as hypothetical. Gene Ontology annotation, biological process: protein ubiquitination. Gene Ontology annotation, cellular component: membrane; Cul4A-RING E3 ubiquitin ligase complex. Lineage: Eukaryota; Viridiplantae; Chlorophyta; Chlorophyceae; Sphaeropleales; Selenastraceae. The transcript is spliced from 3 exons. The record is from RefSeq and is a predicted model, not a curated record. The coding region runs from base 1 to 1275 and encodes 424 amino acids.